CUCGGUCUCUGAAUCUCAGAUGGAAAAAAGCCUCUCCCGGAGCCGCUGCUGCACACCGGCUGUUCCUCCUCUCGCCAGGCCGCUGUAGGACACCGAAGGGCGGGGAAGGAGCGUCGCGGGGUGCCGGUGUUGGAGCGGAUCUCUGGAGCUCUGGCAGCGUCUCCUCCCUCAUGCUGCAUGCUGCGGAGCCACAGAUAGAUGAAAUAUACACCGUCUGCUUUGCUUGAUGCUUUAAUACAGCACUGAGAGAAGCUGCAGAGGAACAUUUGUUUCAGUUUGAGCUGCAGAGAGAGGAAGGAUGAGCCACAGAAGAGGAAGAGGAGGAUUUCUCACCAUGUUUCUUUUCUUGUGUCUGAUAUGGACACAGCUGCUGAUCACAGAGUCGUCUUCUGGUGACCACGAGCUUCGUCUCUUCCCGUCUCGCCGCUCCAGCCGUCUCCCUCCACCUCUGCACCCCCAACACGACUUGAACCCACAGCCUGAUGUGGACGACCCUCCAGAGUCCCACCCCCACCACCUCCACCAUCAUCAUCAUCAUCAUCUUCACCACCGUCAGCACCCUGCCAGGUUGGCCAAAGUGAUGCCUGCCGCCCUCUUGGACUCUCGCUUUCGUCAGGAGCCCAGCGGCCAGCAAACCCUCAACCUGCUGGCGCGGCCGCAUCACCAGGUGCAGCCGGAGCACGCUGUGGUGUCUGCACGCCACCUAGUCACCGUGGUUUUGUACCGACUUAAAGAGAAGGUUCAGGUUUCUGACAGACAGGUGAAAGCUCCGCCCCCUGACCUCCGCCUGACCCCGACUGUCUCUCCAGACUCCGCCCAGAGGUCAAAGGGCACCAAGGUUGUGACGUCAGGAAGCAUGGUCCAAGCUGAGCUCCCUCCAGCUGUAGCCACGCCCAUUCCUCAGCAGCAGCCAAUCGUAGCCUGCCGCCGCCUCGCUCCUCCCGUCGUCCCUCUGCCCAGCCCCGCCCACGUAUUCAGCAGCAGUGACCACGCCCCCCAGGCCGUCGUUGCCCCGGUGACAGCCAGUAACGAGCUAAAGCCCUGCCCCUCCCCCUUCAGGAUGAAACCUGCUGCAGGACUACAAGAAAGACGGGGCUCCAACGUCUCUCUCGUGUUGGACAUGUCGGCUCUCGGCUCUGUGGAGCCCCUGAACGUUGCAGUGGUGACCCCCAGAGAGGCAGCGGCCAGGGAGUAUCUGUUGUCGGCCGGCCGCCCGCUGACACGGCAGCAGCUCCGCGACAUCGUCAACAACACGCACAAGCUGCACGCCGAGUUCGCUACCCUCACUCCAGAGUGAUCCUGAAGUCGAAGAACUGCAACGACCUGCUGAGCUCCUACAUCAAUGCUAACUACAUACGGGGUUACCUAGGCGAUGAGAAAGCGUUCAUCGCCACUCAGGGUCCCAUGGUGAACACGGUGAAUGACUUCUGGCAGAUGGCCUGGCAGGAAGAGUCGCCCGUCAUCGUCAUGAUCACCAAACUGAAGGAGAAGAACGAGAAGUGUGUUCUGUAUUGGCCGGAGAAACGGGGAAUCUAUGGGAAGGUCGAAGUGUUGGUGAACAGCAUCAGAGAGUGUGAACACUACACGACCCGCAGCCUCACUCUCAAGUGUGGGAAUCAAACCCGUGUGCUGCAGCAUUACUGGUACACAUCGUGGCCCGACCACAAAACCCCCGACUCAACGAUGCCGCUGCUGCAGCUGAUGGCCGACGUCGAGGCGGACAGACGGACGGCUGCAACCACGGGGCCGGUUAUCGUCCACUGCAGUGCCGGGAUUGGACGGACAGGCUGCUUCAUUGCCACGACGAUAGGCUGUCGACAGCUACAGCUGGAGGGAGUGGUGGAUGUCCUGAGCAUCACUUGCCAGCUCCGAGCCGACAGGGGAGGUAUGAUCCAGACAGGUGAGCAGUAUGAGUUCGUCCAUCACGCCUUGAGUCUGUAUGAGGCCCGCCUAUCUGCAGAAACCGGCCAAUGAGCGCACAUCGCUGCAGGAGGUUGUGGACUUAAACCUGGAGGCAUGCUAACAUAGCGAGUCUUUAGCAGGUAUGAUCUCUGAGAUUUGGCAGUUCUCUGAGAUUAGGGGACUCUGGAGGAGGUCUUUGAGUUUUGAUGGACAACCAAUGAGGACAGUUGUAGCUGGAGCCCGUUGAAGGAUAGAGGAAAAGGUAAAUUUCUGAAAAAGGAAUGUAUCCGUUCUUCUUUUUCUGCUGUUUUUCUUCUUGUGUUGUUGGCGAGUGAUCCUUCAGAAGAAGACACUUCACUUCUCUCGGAUCGUGUCGUUUUUAGCUAACCAGACUGUCCUCUUACCUCUUUUCUGUCAUGGAAACAUAGAAAUAGUUUGACUGAAAUUGAUGGUACGAUGUUCAAUAACACUGUUGUGUUUUCUGUGUCUUAUAAGAUUUUAAAAUUAUUUUGUAAUGUGGUGUUCUUAUCGGAAAGGCUAUUGGUAAAUGACUGUUAGCUCAUUGCACCUUUGGUUAAACUACUAUACCACUGCUGAACCAACCGUCCAGCUCCUUUUGUGACCUCCGCGCUCUGUACGUUACUCUGUGAUUAGUACAGAAAUAAAGCUUUAUCCAGGAGGUAUCUUUUAAAAGGUAUUUCCAUCAUCUCAAAGGUGUCUUAACUUCAUUUUAAACUCUUCAGAGAUACUAAAUGUCAUUAAACUUUCACGUCAAGUAACCUGAAAUGUUAGCUUGCUAACUAGGCAGCAGAAUCAUUUAGUAAAGACAUUUUGUGUUUUGUGCUAAUGCUACUUUUGCAAAUGUGCUUUUCUGUUUAACCAGACAGUUUUGAGUACGUGAGCUAAUACUCUGAUCAAGAGUAAUCAAAUACAACUUUUGUCCAGAGCAAAACCAAUUUUAUAAUCUUUAUUUCUGCUCAUUCUCGCCGGACGUACGUUUUGUCCACGGCUCGGUAACUUACGGAGUACUGAAGUCACAAAUGGGGCUACCUCCAGCCAUAGACCACCAAAAACCAAUGUAAUGAUUAAUUAGCUUCUGCUAAACUAGUAUCUUGUAGUACUAAUUCUAGCUUUAGUAGUUAAGUGUUAAUCCGUAUGCUUUAUUGUCAAUAAAUGGAUGCUAACCUACUGUAUAAGCUCCUGCUAUUACUAGUGCGCUGCGCUAAUGCAAUAUUUUGUUAAAUCAAUUAAACUGCCACUGCUAAACCAUACGUGUACAAUAAAAAUAAGUUAGAACAAUUAUUUUUUUAUACUAUUCAACAAGUACAGCUCCUGUUGACCGCAGUCUAAGAAUUAUGGGAGCUGUAGUUUUCGAAUGCUGACAAAAUAAUUGUUUUAUCUUUGUUAAAAUGAUUGUAGUAAUAGAGAUUAUCUUAAAAUGAACACUAUCAUGUUAAAACCUUUUUAGAAAGACCAAUUAAUAAAAUUUAUAAAAGACAAAGAAAUGGAGGCCAGCGCAACACAAGCUAGCUCAAAAAUAGCGUGGCUAAUCAUUUUCAGUCACAAUUUACAUAUUUGAUCCAUAUUUAAAGUUAAUACUGUUUUAAAUAUAUUGACAUUUUAAUUAAAGUUUAGUUUUUAGCACAGGACCACUUUGAAAACACAGUUUUUCCUGACACAACAAAUAAUCCAGAACAUUUUGUGCUGCUUGGUCUCAGAGUUUUCACUCUGUAUAGUUGCAUUGACAAUUCCCCUGUUUGUGUAAUAAUAUAUUGCUUUAUACCAAAAAUGUGAAAUAAUUUAAUGGUGCAGUCAUCUCAUCGGUGUGCUGUUGUAAAUCAUGUUAAUCUAGUGAGUACGUUAUUUUGGUGUAUCAAAGUAAUAAUAACUUUAUUUUUAUACUGUUUUUACAUGUUUUUGAGGUGUUUAGCAGCUAUCAGCCAUUUGUCGACUCGCACGGAAGUUAUUUGGGGUACAAACCUCAUCUCUAAAUCAUCAACGGAACAGGAAUCGAAAACUAACUUUCUUUUAAGUCAAAACCUAGAUGACUUAA
Messenger RNA from Morone saxatilis (striped sea-bass), 3955 nucleotides. RefSeq names its product protein tyrosine phosphatase receptor type R (gene ptprr). Gene Ontology annotation, biological process: protein dephosphorylation. Gene Ontology annotation, molecular function: protein tyrosine phosphatase activity. Lineage: Eukaryota; Metazoa; Chordata; Actinopteri; Moronidae. The record is from RefSeq and is a predicted model, not a curated record.